UAAUUUACACUAGAAAAGAAAAGGGAAUAAAUUAUAAAGUUCCGAAUAAUUAUCAAGUAAAAACAACAUUAAGUGGACUAACAGUUUUAUGUAAAACACAGUAUCAAUUUUCACGUAAAAUUGCAAUUAAAUAUAUUAUUGAAUGGACAGAUGAAAAUGAUCAAAUAAAGUCAAGAUAUAGUUUGUCAUCAGCUAGGGCAGCAGGUUCUUUAUUUUUAAAACCCAAUUCACAAGUUGCUGGUACAAUACUUUUUGGUCUAGAUAUAAAUUUUUUACAACAAAUGCGCGAAAAUAUUGCACAACAAUCUAUAAUAUCAGCUAAUCGCAAACGAUAUUUUACUGAACUUACAUCACAAUCACAAAAAAAUAAACAUAUUACUAUGGUUGGAAAGGAAAUUGCAGCACAAACUUUAACAAUUCUCAAAAAUAAUAAAUUUACCACACCAUCUGAAGAAAUUAUA
Messenger RNA from Funneliformis geosporum, 461 nucleotides. NCBI's taxonomy places the organism in Eukaryota, Fungi, Glomeromycota, Glomeromycetes, Glomerales, Glomeraceae. The record is from the annotation of a GenBank genome assembly.